GGCUCGCUUCAGCACUCACUUUGAACUGAACAUAUGUGUGGAUAUACAAGCAUGUCUCUGUCCAUCACCGUCAAGGCGUCUCCUACCCAAUUCCACCCAUCGCUCACACAUCGCUUCGUAUUCUCAUCCCAAAAACGCAUUCCCCUCUCCCCUCUCCCCCCGUCUGAGUCACGUGUAGUCUCUCCCAGAAAUGGCAGCCGACGAGAUGGGCGUCUGCUCGUUCGUCCAUCUGCCAGAGGAAAGAGCCGGGCCACCUCGAUAGGCGACAUACGACCACUGGGAGAGUAGGGCCAGAGGGAUGUAGAGGGCUGCCAGAGGGACAUAUGGCUGUGCGGGGUCGGAUGUGACGAACAGGAUGAUGGAGGAUAGGAGGGGCCCGAACAAGAGUCCGCUGUUGAAGGCCAGCUCCAGCUGAAUACAAACAAAGAACAUGACAGACAGACAGACAGACAGACAUGAGGGAAGCAUCUGUGUGUUUGUCUCUCAGAUAUACGUACCACUGCGAACAGCCUGCCAUGAUCAGCAAUUCCAUGGUCGUCCAUAAACUUCGCUGCAACAGCCCCACCAUGCACAUUGGGCACAACAAUUCCCACGCGUCACUCUCCUUCACUCCCUCCCGCGCUUUUACCUGCGAAUGCCGUCGAUGAAGUCUCCACCGCCCCGAACCCAGCUCCGAAGAGUGUGAGGGCAAUGGGUUGGCAGACGUCCAGCUGGUGGGUCUCCAGCCGCCCCGCCAGCAGGAAGAUGCUGCCCGAACACAGCAGGCCCCCGAUAGUGGUGAUCAGCUGGUGAGACAGCGAACAUCUGACAACGGGGAGAGAAGUGCAUGGAUGGGGGUGUGUCUCUGUGUGUGGGUGGGUGGAUGGGAUACAUACAUAUCGAUGAGUGCGCCUGUGCCGAUGCCCAUGAUGAUUUCCAUGAGUGUCGGCGGCGUGAGCAGCAGACCGAUGUAGCUGGCUGACAAGUGGUACCUCGUCGCGUAAUAAAGCGGCAACAGCGCCUGAAGAGACACACACCCACACACACGUGAGGUGAGGCGCCAGCUGGCGGCCAUCUCGCCAGACUCGUCACCUGUAUGGCCGCCAUGGUCAUCCAAGGGACGAGCAGGCCCACCAGACACACCACAAAAUGGAGGUUGGCGAACACGCCGUACCCCCUGCCGCCCCCUGUCAUGCCGCCCGGCCGCAUUCCCCCAGUGCUCGACGCCUGCGGAAUGCUCUCCAGAUCGCCCUGGCCAGCCUGAUGGCUGGUGCUGGCCGCCAGACCGUCUCUGAUCGAUGGUAUGUCCGACGGCAGGCCUCUUGCCGAGUUGGCUUGUGAGAAGAGCGCCAGGAGGGUGAGCACGGUGAGGGCCAGCAUCGAGGCAGCGAGCAGAUGCCGGCCGCCCCAGUCGUAGAGGAGGCCGCCGAGCAAUGGACCAAUGAUAAUGGCGACAUCUGAUACAAACACACAAAUUGGCAGACACCGUGAUGGGUGUGUUGUUGGAUUGGUUUCACCUCCUGUCAGUGCAAUGGCCACGGCGGUGCCUCUGGCGGUCUCGUCGUGUGUGCGUGAGACUGCCGUGAAGCCCGCCGGGUAGAGCAGGGCUGCAGCAAGGCCUUGCAGAAUGCGGACACACAAAUACGUCAGAGAAUUGUUCUGAAAGGGGGAGAAAAGGACAAAUGAAAGCGUGACACCAGGGGGAUGUCCUGUGUCACUGCUGCUGUACCCCGACGAACAGGACAGCUCCCGCGAUGGCCAAGAGUUGAAAGGGAAGGUAGAUCAUCGCACGCCAGCCAUACCUGCACACACACAAAUAAGGUCAUUGCAAUACAGACGGACGGAGAUCUUGGCACUGCGGGCCCACCUCUGAAUGAGAAUCCCAGCCACCGGGGCGCCGAGGAUGGCCACGGUGGGGCGGAUCUCAAACAUGAGUGCGUGCAUCAGCGGGUUGGUGAGGGUGAGGGCCUUAGGCAGCACGGACGUGAGGGUGGUGUGGUACAUCAUGUCAAGGAAGGCGCCCAUCCACACCAACCCGAUAAGUGAGUAAUGGAGCUUCAUCAUGGCAAAUUCAAUGAAUGGAGGGAAAAGGGAACUGUGUGAGGGAAUGAGGAGGGAAUGAGUCUUCUACGAGUGAUGGGAUGAAAGUAUGCAAUACGGAGUGAUGGGAAUAUCAUUC
This is a messenger RNA of Vitrella brassicaformis, 2158 nucleotides long. Lineage: Eukaryota; Vitrellaceae. The record is from the annotation of a GenBank genome assembly.